Molecule: messenger RNA, 908 nt
Organism: Carya illinoinensis
Lineage: Eukaryota; Viridiplantae; Streptophyta; Magnoliopsida; Fagales; Juglandaceae
Product: casparian strip membrane protein 1-like
Exons: 3
Coding region: 127-729 (200 amino acids)
Source: RefSeq, a predicted model, not a curated record
AUAUAAUGUUCAUUAUUUCAGCCAUUCUCAUCAUCAACAGUUUUUUGAGUCUUUCUCAAUUCAACUAUUCUCAUCACCAGCUUGCUUUUACGUAUUAUUUUCUGUCAGUACUUUUUCAUCACAAAAAUGAGGAACGGUGAUUCAACCACAAUUGAUGUUUCAGAGUCGAGCGCCAUUGCCAAAGGAAAAGCGCCUCUUAUCGCAGUUACCAAGCAAGAGACAGGCGGAUGGAAAAGAGGAGUCGCCAUUUUCGACUUCAUUUUGAGGUUAGGAGCUAUAGUGGCUGCUCUGGCAGCCGCAUCCACCAUGGGUACUAGUGGUGAGACUCUUCCCUUCUUCACACAGUUCUUCCAGUUCCAAGCCAAUUAUGAUGAUUUACCCACUUUUCAGUUUUUCGUCAUUGCAAUGGCGAUAGUUAGUGGCUACCUUGUACUUUCCCUUCCUUUUUCCAUAGUAUCCAUUGUUCGUCCACAUGCAGCCGCACCAAGACUGUUACUGCUCAUUUUGGACACUGUGGCACUUACUCUAAACACUUCUGCUGGUGCUGCGGCUGCUUCCAUAGUCUACUUGGCUCACAAAGGCAACCCCAACACGAAUUGGCUCGCUAUUUGCCAGCAGUUUGGUGGUUUCUGCCAGAAAAUCAGCGGAGCUGUGGUGGCAUCGUUUGUUUCGGUUGUUGUGUUCAUUUUCCUUAUUCUGCUGUCUGCUUUGGCCAUCCGACAGGCUUAAGAAGAUCAUGGGAAAGUGAUGAAAUAUAUUUGAGUGUUGUAUUGUCUGAUGAAGUACUUAUUUCGAUGUUUCUUUUCAACUCUUUGGUAAGCGUUAAUUAACUUGCUUCGCUGUGUACGUGCAUGGCAAGUUCGCGUUGUAAUGAAAAUUAUUGUAUUUUACUUAUGCACAUUUGAAUA